AUGGGUGUUUACGAUCCUGUACUGGGGACGCUGUUGAUCGGUGUCGCAGUUCAGUUCCCAGUUAACACGUACCUGUACGGCGUCGUAUCACACCAAUAUGUCCGUUACUACAGUUCCAAAUUCAACGAUCCUUUGAGAAUAAAAGUUUCUGUCUUAGCCCUUUUGACUUUCGACACCGUCCACACUGUUUUAAUGAUUUAUCUCUGCUGGGUUUACCUCGUCGACAACUUUGCAAAUCCUGGAGCUUUAUCCCAGCCCCAGUGGCCCUGCGGAUUCAUUCCAAUCGGGACAGCAAUUACAGCCAGCAUCACCCACACGUUUCUCGGCUUUAGGAUCUACGGAAUGCUGAAGAACCGCCCCUUGUUCGUCGUCAUACUUGCAUUGACCCUGGCGGAAUUCGCUACCGCCCUAGCGCUCAGCAUUCGGAUGUGGACACUGGAUCGCUUUACUCUCAUUCUAUUGCCAGGCUUGAAGCCGUUCAUCAUCCCGUGGCUGCUCAUCCAGUGCACGCUGGAUAUCAUCGUGUCUGGCGUCCUGUCAGGGUUCUUGCACCGUCAUAGAACAGGACACCUGCCCACAGACAGCGUCAUCAACCGCCUUAUUCGAGGGGCCAUCCAAACUGGAGCGUUCUCCACUAUAUUGGCGAUCACAGGUCUCAUUGUGUUCCUUGUUCGCCCCGACACCAUCCUCCACGCCAUGUUCAUGAUCCCAAUAGGGCGAACAUAUACGACGACGCUAAUGGAUACACUGAACGUUCGCACACAUCUCAAGGACAGGCUGAUGAACAGCGACGACAACGCUUUGCCUGACCAAACAUGGGGAAACGCAGCAAACCCCGAGUCCGGGAUCCUGGAGAAUUCCCGGCCCUUCAGUGCACGAGGAAGACUCUCUGAUGCUAGUCCAUACCUCCCCGCUUUCCCCAGAACAGAAUCUUUCGACAAUUUCUCAACCACUAUGACCACCAACAAGCCCUCGUCUCACCACCCCGAUUUCGAGUUCACCGCAUCCAUAACCCUUCCCAAGCCACCGGAAUCUAGAACUCGGGACUAA
Molecule: messenger RNA, 1050 nt
Organism: Coprinopsis cinerea okayama7#130
Lineage: Eukaryota; Fungi; Basidiomycota; Agaricomycetes; Agaricales; Psathyrellaceae
Exons: 14
Coding region: 1-1050 (349 amino acids)
Source: RefSeq, a predicted model, not a curated record